Penicillium coprophilum is the source of this 1743-nucleotide messenger RNA. RefSeq lists its product as uncharacterized. Gene Ontology annotation, molecular function: protein binding; DNA binding. The transcript is spliced from 4 exons. The coding region runs from base 1 to 1743 and encodes 580 amino acids. NCBI's taxonomy places the organism in Eukaryota, Fungi, Ascomycota, Eurotiomycetes, Eurotiales, Aspergillaceae. The record is from RefSeq and is a predicted model, not a curated record.
AUGGUUCGGUCUUUAAUCCAUCUUCCAGACGAGAUCCUGCAUUCGAUUCUAUGUUAUUCUACUCCUCACUCCUGCGUUGCCCUCGAACAAACCAAUAGUCGAUUUCAAAAUGUGACGAAUGAGCGGUUACUAUGGCGUCACCAUUGCCAGUCGCAUUACAAGUUCUGGGAUGGGCGACAUAAUAUGCCCCGGAAACUUGCAUGCCCAGUGAAUUCAACCGAUUGGAAAGGGCUCUUUGUCUUCAAGUAUCAGGUUGAUCGAUCUGUCACUCGGCUUCUUGGUAGUAUUCUUGGUAGCCAGACUGGCCGGAUCGAGAAGUUUCGCCGUGUAAUCAAUAUGGGAUACGAUGCAAAGGAUACUCUUCUACGAUAUAGCCUGAUAGAGUCUGGGGAGGAUUAUUUGGCCAGAAGGUACUAUGCCAACGCGCUCUUAACUUGCUUGCACCGAAGUAUUGCCAUACCGGAAUGGGCCAAACUCAAACGUGGAGAACCCGUGUCACUCGAUAGAGCCUUGGCCUGCUUUGAUCUCUUCAUACCCGAGAGUGGGACUGGUGAUUUGGAUGAAAUACGAGAGUCUCUGAAUAAGAUCCUUGACUGCUUCAUUGCGUCUCACCCGGAUCUUUCCCUCUUCACUCCUCGCGAGAAGGCGCUAGCCGUAGCAUCUUGGCUAGGGCUGAAUGGUCUCACAGGGAUCAAUCCUGAGCGGGAAUAUCAUUCUUUGGAGCACAACUUUUUAGGGGUGGCUCUGAAGAGUCAAGAGCAUAACUCCCUGCCACUGGUGUCGGCAGCAAUAUACUGCUUUGUCGCGCAGGGGGUGGGCCUGAAUGCCCGUCCCUGUGGAUUCCCAUUCCAUGUGCAUGUGAUUAUUACGCCUCCACCGGGCUCAGAUAUCAAUGGUAGUGCUCUGAACGGGAUGGAGCCAGGGGAGCCCCUUUACUUGGACCCGUUUCGGGGCGCAAGGGAGACUCCUGUCUCAAAUUUGCGCACUCAAUUAACAUUUCUGGGCAUGUCCGACUUGGACCAAACCACAACUUUGGGUGAAGCAUCAACUUCAGGCGUUAUCUUGCGGUGCGGUAAGAACAUAUUGAACUCCAUUCGUGUCGAACCACAAAAUACGACCUUGCGUGCCACGUCAAUAGAUGUUGUGAGUGCAAAGUACGCAGCACUCUGGUCUGUGAUGCUACUGUCCGGCGAUUCGAGGCAGAUGGAUUUACGCCAUCAAUUGCCAUGGCUCAUGGAACUGUUCGCUACAGACUUUCCUUCUGAUAUAUUUCUAGUUGAGGAGUACAUUGCUCCUCUGUUCCAUGGGCUGUUCGAGCAUGAACACAUUCUAAAGAGCCUUCAUGUGAUGAGGACUGUGGAUGAGAUCCCAAAGCAGAUUCGGAGGCGACCCGAUGGCAAUGCAAACAUCCAAUACAAGGUGGGCCAGAUCUUCCGUCAUCGUCGCUAUCAUUACGAGGCCAUUAUCACGGGUUGGGACCCGGAAUGUGGCGCGGGCGAACAAUGGAUGAGGAGAAUGGGCAUUGACCGAUUAGAAGCUGGCAGGCAUCAAAGCUUCUAUCAUGUGCUUGUGGCGGAUCGAAGUGUCCGAUAUGUGGCCGAGGAAAAUAUUGCAAUAAUACUGCCUCGCUUCACGGAAUUGCCGAGUAGUUUGACUGCCAUUGCGGGUAAGCAUUUCAAAAGGUGGGAUGAGAGAGAGCGGAUGUUUGUGAGUAAUAUGAAAGAUGAAUACCCGGAUGACUAG